AGCAGGAGCAGGACCAUCAGCAGCAGCAGCACCAGCAGCAGCAGCAGCACCACCAGCACCACCACCAGCAGCAGCACCAUCAGCAGGAGCACCACCAGCAGCAGCAGCACCAGAUGCUAGCGACGAAUCCUGACGCCGACGACACCAAGGGGGGCGGCAAGAUGGCCGCCACGGCGGCAGCGUCCGUGGGGGGCGACGUCAAGAUGGACGCCGGCACCGUCAAGAUGGACGCCGGCACCGUGUCGUCGAAGCCGGGUGCGGCCGCCUCGACCGCGACGGCGGGCGGCGGCGGCGGCGGCGGCGACGUCACCGCCGUGACUUCCGUCGCCCUGAAGGCAGGCGGCGGCACGGCCCCGAGCGGGGAGUCCGUGCGGCCGAGGCUCGGUGACGGCUCGCGCGGCCCCACGGGCGACUACGUGCCGAUGAGGGCCGCGCCGGGCGACGGCGCCAGGAGCUACGAGCUCAUGAGCUUUCCCGGGACCCGGUCUGGGAACGCGGAGCCCACGGCGAGAUUCGGAGCGGAUCCCGACGAGGGAGCGAGGGUCGUGCGUGUGGGAGAGCAGGCGCGGCGAAGACGCAGCUCCGAGUCUUUCCCUCCCCACGUCACCGUGACCCCCCCGGCCACGACCCCCCCGGCUGCAGACCCUGGGGGUGAGCCCCAGCCCGAGACUCUGGGAGACGCCGAGGAGACGGCAGCGGCCGCUGGUCUGCUCGUCGCCACGGAGACUUAGAGGGCGACGCACGGGGACACGGGGAGACACGGGGGGACAUGGGAGACACGGGGGGACA
Molecule: messenger RNA, 789 nt
Organism: Petromyzon marinus (sea lamprey)
Lineage: Eukaryota; Metazoa; Chordata; Hyperoartia; Petromyzontiformes; Petromyzontidae
Source: RefSeq, a predicted model, not a curated record